UAGCUACAGCUGUGAACCGUAGAAGGGAACGACUACCGGUAUGUCGGUGAAGGCGGAAUGCCCAAAGUAGACUUUUUGUGUGUCAGUCACCGAGCUGGAAGGAUCACAGUAUUUUCCGUGGUGACCUUCUUGCGGGGUGUUUGAAAGACAGACGACAACGCUCUUUGCCGUUCUGGCAAUAUGGCAGAUAUUAGUCUGGAAGACCUUGCCCAGCAGGUGGCGAGCCUUUCGGCUCGCCUGGAGAGCAAAGAGUCGGAGAAUAUAGUCCUGCAAAAUGCUGUUGCCAAUCUCUCGAAUCGUUUGGGUGCGUGCGAGGCCGAGCUGAAGGAGGUGAAGUCAGCUAAGCCGUCUGGAGGUUCAGGCCGAACGACGUCCACGACCUCGAACCGUCGUCCACCACCCUCUGUUUCUCCAGCUCCCGCAGCCAGUGGCAGUGGCAGGCCCCCAAGCACCAGCAGUGCUAGUAGCAAUGCCAGUACCACUAACUUCAAACCGCCGGCGGCAUCCGGCGGAUCUUCACGCAUGUCUAUUGGUGUCGGGCGGCGCACAGGCACUGCGGCACCACGUGAAGACGGUGCCAGAAACCGCUCCUCUGUCAAAGACAAGUCGACUAAGGAGAAAUCUCAGGCGACGACACGCGAUGAGCACAGCAUGCGCAUGUACCUGCGCGGCCGGCCGGUAACUCUGUACGCACCGACCGGUUUUGACAUGGGAACGCUGGACCAGCCGGCCAAGCCGCCCGGCGAGAACAUCGCGCUGCAAUGGGUAUAUGGUUAUCGCGGUCGCGACUGCCGCAACAACCUGUUCUACCUGCCAUCCGGUGAACUGCUUUACUUCAUCGCAGCCGUCGGUGUAAUCUACAAUCCCAGCACACAGUCGCAGCGACACUAUCAGGGCCACAAUGAUGACAUCAAGGCGAUGGCGUUGCACCCGAAUAACACCAUUGCUGCCACUGGUCAAGUUGCUGGGCAUGACAAACAAGAGGGAAAGCCUCACGUGAGAGUGUGGAACGUGGAGACACUGGAGACCCUGGCUGUGAUUGGCGCCGGAUCAUUCGACCGUGGAUUCUCUGCGAUUGGCUUCUCUCAGAAGAAUGAUGGGGCAUACUUGUUUGCAGUUGAUGAGAGCAAUGACCGCAUGCUGUCUGUCUGGGAGUGGCAGAAGAACAAGAAGUUGGCUGAAACUAAGUCACAUGGUGAUGCUGUCCUUGGUGGUGCAUUUAACCCUGGUGACGACAAUGCCAUUGUGACUUACGGCAAGCAACACAUGCUCUUCUGGACACUGGAGAAUGGCAAACUGAGCAAGAAGUCGGCACUGUUUGAGAAACACUCCAAGCCAAAGUUCAUCUCGUGUAUUGCGUUCAACGCCGACAAUGAAGUCAUCUCUGGCGACUCUAAUGGCAAUCUUUUUGUGUGGUCAAAUCACAAGAUCGCCAGAGCUAUCAAGGAUGUGCACGAGGGUGGUGUGUUCUCCGCUACCAGUCUUCCCGACGGCAGACUGCUGACAGGUGGUAAGGAUCAACGUGUCAUCGCCUGGAAUGCUGACCUAGAGCAGACUGGUGACUCGGGUUCGCUCCCUGAGGCGUCGGGAGCUGUGCGCACCAUUGUGCCUGGUGAGGAGGAGGGACAGCUGUACAUUGGCACCACACGCAACGGCAUCCUGAAGGGUUCUCUCGGCGAGGGUUUUGCUACCGUGAUCAAUGGGCAUAGCGAUGAACUGUGGGGACUGGCCGUGCACCCAUCGGAGAACCUGUUCAUCUCUGCUGGCUACGACAAGACCUUGACAUGCUGGAACUCAGACACCCACGAGUGCCUGUGGACGACAGCGAUCGCUGAGGAGGCUCAGUCUGCGGAUAUCCACCCGGACGGUUCAAUCGUGGUGGUAGGACUGAAGAGUGGCCGCUGGAUGGUGUUUGAUGGCAAGGAUGGCAAGUUCAUCACCAGCAAUGUCGACGGCAAUGAGCAGCACGACAGCGUCAAGUUCUCUCCCGAUGGCAAGAAAGUGGCGUUGGGCUCUCAUGACAAUUACAUCUACGUGUACAACGUCAGUGAGGAUCGGCGCACCUUCGAGCGCCAUGGGCGUUGUGCUGGCCACAGCAGCUUCAUCACUCAUGUCGAUUGGUCAGCGGAUAGUCAGAACCUGAAGAGUUGCUCUGGCGAUUAUGAACUUCUCUUUUGGGAUGCCAAUACGUGCAAGCAAGCAACAUCAGCCGUAGCACUGCGUGACGCCGAGUGGGCCACGUACACCACCAUCUUGGGCUUCGAUGUGGCAGGUAUUUGGCCUGAGGGUGCAGACGGUACAGACAUCAACACCGUCGGGCGGAACAACGGCUCCAGUCUGGUGGCGACGGGCGAUGACUUUGGCAAGGUCAACCUGUUCCGCUUCCCUGCACCACAGGCAAAGUCUGAGUCUCGCGCAGCGCAUGGCCACAGCUCGCAUGUGACUUGCGUUCGCUUCAUCCACGACGACCGCUCGCUGCUCUCAACGGGUGGCAAGGACACAAGCAUCAUGCAGUGGAAGGUUUGCACUGGAUCUUAAACUCGAAUUCGGGGGAGCGAAGGGGAACAAGAUCCUGCUGCGGGCUCAGCGGCUGCGUGAAAUCUGUAUACCUGUCCUGUUUGCCUGUGCAUGUAUUGCACCCAUCCAUCGUGUUGCCCUUGCAUGCUGCGUCUAACACGUCAUCGAAUGCCAGCUGAGUCAAAUUUUGGAGAUUAUUGUCCGCUAUCCUGCUUGUGUCCCCUUGCCGUUGUAGCGGGGGUGAAUUUGCUACCAGAGUUCAUGCUCCUUAGUGUCCCGGGCUCUGGCUCUGUUGCUGUUGUUGUCUGUAGCCUGUAUCCAGGUGCUGAGUGGCCCCUGGAUGCAGCCUGCUUAUCGACACGGCUAGGCUAGUCAUUUCAUUGUCUUCCUAUUCUUCUUGUCAUAUUUGCGAGGUCGACCAUGGCGUUUGCGAUUUUUCCCUCGUGCUGCAGGCGUUCUGUUACGAGUUUUUAAUGUGAAGCCUUGCGCUGCACCCUAGCCUGGCCGAAAUGUUUCCGCUUUAGCGUUCUUUCAACCGAAUUUGACAUAUCAAUGUACCCGUACUUUGUUUGUUGCCAGUAGAAAUUCUAUUUCUCUUCCUUUUUUUUAGCGUGUUUAGGAACAGUGCUUGCAGCUGCCCAGUGGGGGCCCAUCUGAUCCGUGUAUUGCCUGGCCGGCUGGCUGGCUCAUUUUUUUGCCAGCUGUUGCUCUGCUUACUGCUGAUGUCCUUGUGAAUGUUACUGAUAGGUGCACUGCGUGCACUGUGCUUGUAGUUUUGCUGUUUUAUCUGCUGGUCAGCAAUAGAGACGGCUGUUUCGGCGGAGCUUUCUUUGCGUGCCUUUUUGAUUGACUUGUGCUCCGGAAUGCCUGCAGUAGUAGACACACGGCUUUACAAACCA
Sycon ciliatum is the source of this 3416-nucleotide messenger RNA. RefSeq names its product 77 kDa echinoderm microtubule-associated protein-like. The transcript has 20 exons. The record is from RefSeq and is a predicted model, not a curated record. Gene Ontology annotation, biological process: microtubule cytoskeleton organization. Lineage: Eukaryota; Metazoa; Porifera; Calcarea; Leucosolenida; Sycettidae. Gene Ontology annotation, cellular component: mitotic spindle. Gene Ontology annotation, molecular function: microtubule binding. The coding region runs from base 181 to 2538 and encodes 785 amino acids.